Thamnophis sirtalis is the source of this 702-nucleotide messenger RNA. Lineage: Eukaryota; Metazoa; Chordata; Lepidosauria; Squamata; Natricidae. The record is from RefSeq and is a predicted model, not a curated record.
AUGGCCUUCACCGUGCUGGGCCCGGUGGCCGCCCACGUGCUGUACCCGGAGCUGCGCCUGCUGUCGGAGGAGGACGAGGAGGAGGAGACCCGGAGCGAGAGCGACGCCUCGGAUCGCUCCUACGGCUGCUGCGAGAGCCGUCGCAAGAGCGGGCGGCCGGUCGUGGUGGUGAAGCAGCGGCAGGCGGCCAACGCCCGCGAGCGCGACCGCACCCAGAGCGUCAACACGGCCUUCACCGCCCUGCGCACCCUCAUCCCCACCGAGCCGGUGGACCGCAAGCUCUCCAAGAUCGAGACCCUCCGCCUGGCUUCCAGCUACAUCUCGCACCUGGCCAACGUGCUGCUGCUGGGCGACGGCUGCCAGGACGGGCAGCCUUGCUUCCGAGCCCUCCGCGGGGCCAAGGGCGAAGGGGGCGCGGGCGGGCCGCCCCCGCGCAGCAUCUGCACCUUCUGCCUGAGCAACCAGCGCAAAGGGGCGGUUCCAGGCAGUGGGGAUUGGUGGCAUCUAGACCCACUCAAAAACAUGAUGCGCAGAGGCCAAACGGGGUGUGCGGAGUCUGAGAAUGUGAUGCACAGAGGCCAGAAAUGCGAUGUGCAGAGGUCGAAAAUGAGAGGCACAGAGGUGGUGAUGGUCUGUGGCAUUCCCUGCAGCCUGAAACCGCUGAUUGGUGGUAUUCCAGGAAGCCGAUCCACCAUCCAAUGA